This is a messenger RNA of Triticum turgidum subsp. durum (durum wheat), 594 nucleotides long. Lineage: Eukaryota; Viridiplantae; Streptophyta; Magnoliopsida; Poales; Poaceae. The record is from the annotation of a GenBank genome assembly.
AUGGAAGAAUGGCCAGCGGUGGCCUGCGUUUACUCGUCGAAGACCGGGGCGUGGGGCAAUCUCAUCCUAACACCGAUUCCAUCCGGGACCUUGCUUUCUAUUGAUGUGUUGGGUGUGCUGGUUGGGCAUUCCCUUUACUGGAUGCUUUAUGGUACUUCGUCAAAUAUCCUCCAGUUUGAUUUGAAGAGGGAGAGCCUGGCCCUGAUACCGGCGCCAGUGGCAGUGAGUAUGUUUGAUUUUGAAGGCAUCACACUCAUGCGGGCAGAGGAUGGUGAGCUGAGUUUACUCUCCUUGUCAGGCUUCAUCGCCCAAUUAUGGAAGAGGAACAUCAGCUGUAACGGUGUUCCAUCAUGGGGGAUAGUAAGAACUGUUGAAUUGGACAAGCUACUUUCCCUGGAUUCAGAGGAGUACGUAACCACACAUGGCUUUGCUGAGGAUAAUAAUUUGGUGAUCCUGCGGGUCAAUAUCAGCAGCAUCUUCACUGUCCAGAUUGAGUCACUACAGUUCAGGAAAGUUUCCGACAACACCAAAUGGUACUAUUAUCCAUUUGAAAGUGUCUAUGCUGCAGAUUAUGCAACUUCAUCUUUUCCAUGA